Echinostoma caproni is the source of this 237-nucleotide messenger RNA. NCBI's taxonomy places the organism in Eukaryota, Metazoa, Platyhelminthes, Trematoda, Plagiorchiida, Echinostomatidae. The record is from the annotation of a GenBank genome assembly.
AUGCAGACUCUAAAGUUACUCCUCCUGGUCGUCACCGUGAGCGUAACCAAAGCCGUGCUGACUGAUAGAACACCCGUUGUGGAAAGCGACAAAACCGUGCUCAACCCGCUGAAAGCGCAGCUGUGUACUCUGUUUAUCAUGAAUAACAUGAAACUACUCAAAGAACCAGAAAUCUUUGCUAUGGGCAAAGAAUUGAAAGCUGCAGGGCAGGAAGAUUUGCGGGUCUAUAAUAUUUAA